This is a messenger RNA of Dinoponera quadriceps, 1355 nucleotides long. Its product is annotated as nudC domain-containing protein 3. Lineage: Eukaryota; Metazoa; Arthropoda; Insecta; Hymenoptera; Formicidae. Gene Ontology annotation, biological process: protein folding. The transcript is spliced from 5 exons. The annotation marks the transcript as partial. The record is from RefSeq and is a predicted model, not a curated record. Gene Ontology annotation, cellular component: cytoplasm.
UACGAUAAUUCAAAUAACAAUAAUCAAGAAAAAAAUAAUAACUAACUGUUAUGUAACUGAAUCAAAUAUUUUGUGUGCUAACGUGAUAUCGGAAUAAGAGUGAUAAUUACUUUAAUGUUAUUUGUGUAAUUCUGAUAUAUAAUUUGCAAUAUAGUUAUAUAAUAACUGUUAGUGUUAUAACUAUUAAUGUUAUAAUUAGUGUUAUAACUAUUAGUUCUAUGAUAGUUUACUACUUAUAAUUAUAUGUAUUGCUGAUGAAUUAACGUUAAUUUAACAUAACCUUAUUACAUUCAACUUCAUUUAACCUGAUAAAAAGGAAAUUAUGAUCGUUAUAUGUUUAUGUUGAUUUUCGUUUUGGAGCAAUCUUGUUGAUUCGAGCGAAUAUAUUGUCAAAGAUCCCAUAACAUUUUCGCUCAGUCAUGGCAUCGGAUCAUGAUCAGGUUUUUUUGCAAAUACUUCACGAGGAAAAGAACAUUGUUAAUUUCUUGGAUGUCUUUUUCGGAUUUUUAUACAGAUGCACAGACUUUUAUCUUGAAUCAAACUCGGAACAAAAACUGGGCUUUCCACCUGGAGUAGCAGAGAAACUUGUAUUAAAUAGCAUGUACAAGUGGAAGAGUACUUCGUCAGCUUUGAAAGAAACCACACCAAAUACAGCCAGCAACAGUUUAUUCGAAUCAAACGAAUUAACUGCGACACGAAAUGACAAUUGCAGGCUUAGCCCUCCUGUUGCUCAAGAAAUCGAAAUUAGCUCUUGUAACGAGCCUGACACCACUAAUGUACAUUCUAUGCCAUCGCUCAAAACAGAUCAUACCUCUGAUAGCUACAAUGGCGCUGUAAGAGAGAACUAUGUUUGGACCCAGACUCUCGACGACUUGGAUGUACUAAUAAAAAUACCAGAGCAUGUAAAGACAUCCAAGCAAACUAGAGUCAACAUUAGUUCGGAUGAGAUAAAAAUUGACGUCAAGCCUUUCGAUUCUAUGGAAGAUUCCGUGUGGAAUAACAUUUUCGAUGGCAAGCUCAGUUUUAAGGUCCGAAGAGAUGAAUCUGUAUGGAGCAUUGUAUCUGGAAAACACAUCAGUAUUCAUCUCGAGAAGGCUGCCGGAAGAUGGUGGGAGGCCCUGAUAGUUGAUGAGCCAAAAAUUGAAUUGAGCAAAAUCGACUGUACAAAAUAUUUCGAUGAUAUGGCGCAGGAUGAACAAAUGAAAGUGCAGGAAUUGAUGUGGAAUCAUCAACAGAAGCUCUUGGGCAAACCGACGUCCGAGCAAAUUAAGAUGGAAGCUACUCUGAAACAGGCGUGGAAUGCGAAAGGAUCACCCUUUCAGGGCACACCUUACGAUCCUUCCGUUUUAAAAUUU